Messenger RNA from Cylicostephanus goldi, 690 nucleotides. Lineage: Eukaryota; Metazoa; Nematoda; Chromadorea; Rhabditida; Strongylidae. The record is from the annotation of a GenBank genome assembly.
AUGAUCAAAGUGGCCGUUUUCAGCAGAAAACCUCGAGGUCGUGGUCGUGGCGCAGCGUCUGCAGCAGCUGGAGGUGGAACUCGACCGAACGGUUAUCAUUCAACAGGAAGUACUCGAGGACGAGGUGGACGAAUGAGCUCCGGCGCAAAAGCUGCGGCUCCCCCGCCAGCUCCACCUCAACCGAAAUUCGAACUGCAUGACGUAGCUUGUCCAAAUACGUCUGCAUAUCUAGGCGCAUUGAAUUUGCCGAAAUUUGCAUCUAUACAACCAAAAAGCGAAGUCAAAGAAGAUAACGCCGACUGCGAUGAUGAAAAACCGUCGACGUCAACUCGAUUAAUCAAAGAAGAAAUAGCGGAUGAGAGGAGUAACUCCGGAUCGGGUUCAAGUGUAAUAUUGGUCGAGAAUGGAGAAUGCGAGACUGGUAAAGAAAAAACGGGUGAACAAUCCAAGGAGAAUGGAGCAAUCAAUUCAUCGGAAAGUUCGGCUGAGACGGAAGAUUCGUCUACGUCAUCUUUAGAUAAAAAGGAGUUGAUAGAACCAGAUUCUAAGCAACAUAUUAUUCAGUCGAAAGACUCUACUACGGAUAAGUUACCUUUUGUGGAGGAAGUGAUAUUCGACGAAUAUUCGUUGCUGCUAUUCACAUGUGUAUCUGAUGCGCAGGUGAGUAUCCUGGGCAACUUUCUUGUGUAA